Messenger RNA from Penicillium diatomitis, 1242 nucleotides. Its product is annotated as thiolase family protein. Gene Ontology annotation, biological process: phenylacetate catabolic process; fatty acid beta-oxidation. The transcript has a single exon. NCBI's taxonomy places the organism in Eukaryota, Fungi, Ascomycota, Eurotiomycetes, Eurotiales, Aspergillaceae. The record is from RefSeq and is a predicted model, not a curated record. Gene Ontology annotation, cellular component: peroxisome. Gene Ontology annotation, molecular function: acetyl-CoA C-acyltransferase activity. Bases 1 to 1242 code for a protein of 413 amino acids.
AUGGCAUCUCCAAUUCCCCGUGGUCUCAAGCAGGUGUUGCAGAAGACUCCCAAUGACAUCGUCAUACUCUCUGCCCUGCGAACGCCAGUGACUCGCGCCAAAAAGGGCGGCUUCAAAGAUGCCUAUCCUGAAGAGCUCUUGUCCCAUGUACUCCGGGCCACACUCAAGGCCAAUCCCAACCUCGAUCCGGCUCUGAUUGACGAUGUGACCAUCGGCUCGGUGUUGCAGGAGCUCGGUGGUGCAAAGGCUGGCCGCAUGGCUCAGAUUCACGCUGGAUUCCCUCACUCAGUACCAUUCAACACUGUCAACCGCCAAUGUUCGUCAGGUCUGGCCGCAAUUACAGCGGUGUCUUACGGUAUCCGCGCAGGCGCGAUCAAUGUUGGUGUUGGUGGUGGUAUGGAGUCCAUGACCCGCAACUACGGCUCUCGAGCCAUCCCGACAGUCCUUUGGCCGGAACUGAAGGACUCUUACUCCAAGGAUGCUCGUGACUGCAUCAUGCCCAUGGGAAUUACUUCAGAAAACGUUGCCUCGCGCUACGGCAUUUCCCGCGCGGAUCAGGACGCUUUUGCCGCCGAGUCACACCACAAGGCGUCCGCUGCGCAAAAGGCCGGCCGCUUCGACAGCCAGAUUGUCUCCGUCAAUACCAAGUCGUACUCUGCUGAACACCCGGAUGCGGCUCCCGAGGACAUCACCGUUUCCCAGGACGACGGUAUUCGGCACAACAUCUCAGUCGAGAAGAUGGCCUCGCUUAAGCCCGCCUUUUCUGCGGAUGGUGCCAGUACCGCUGGUAACAGCUCACAGGUGAGCGAUGGCGCCGCUGCGACUUUAUUGAUGCGCCGAUCUACUGCGGAGGAGUUGGGACUCUCAGGAUCCAUCAAGGCGCGUUGGGUGGCUACGGCCGUGGCAGGAUGUGCGCCCGACGAGAUGGGUGUCGGUCCCGCCGUGGCGAUCCCCAAGCUGCUUGAGAGCACCGGACUGAAGGUUCCUGAUAUCGGUGUCUGGGAGAUCAACGAGGCUUUCGCUUCACAGGCUUUGUACAGCAUUCGCAAGCUGGGUAUUGACCAGACCAAGGUCAACCCCAACGGUGGUGCGAUUGCUAUCGGUCACCCGCUCGGUGCUACUGGUGCCCGCCAAGUUGCCGACUUGUUGCCUGAACUGGAGCGCAGCGGCCAGGAUAUUGGUGUUGUGAGCAUGUGUAUUGGCACUGGUAUGGGCAUGGCCGGUAUGUUUGUGCGGGAAUAG